Messenger RNA from Sporothrix brasiliensis 5110, 3003 nucleotides. RefSeq lists its product as uncharacterized. The record is from RefSeq and is a predicted model, not a curated record. Gene Ontology annotation, biological process: transmembrane transport. The transcript has 7 exons. Gene Ontology annotation, molecular function: ATP binding; ABC-type transporter activity; ATP hydrolysis activity. Bases 1 to 3003 code for a protein of 1000 amino acids. Gene Ontology annotation, cellular component: membrane. Lineage: Eukaryota; Fungi; Ascomycota; Sordariomycetes; Ophiostomatales; Ophiostomataceae.
AUGGUCCGUUGUGCAAACGACGGGAGCUUUGGCCCCGUCUUGACACCUGGGCCGGACUGCUAUAGCUUCGACUUCACACUCACGUUCGAGGACUGCAUUCUCUCGAUUGCACCCUGCAGCAUUACCUUACUGUUAGCCAUCGUGCGAAUCUAUUAUCUUCUCAAGCGCAAUCCACUUGUCCGCUGGCCGCUCUUGCUGGCCUUCAAGCUGACGACGACCAAGCUUCUCUUCGUUGCCUUGCUAGGCGUUCAACUAGGCAUUGCCGUUCUCCUCGGCACCAACAGGGGCUUCCAUACACACACCACUCUUGCAUCGAGCGUCGUGAGCCUGUGCACAACUGUUGCGCUGACAGUACUCUCCGAUCUGGAGCAUGUGCGCUCCGUCCGUCCGUCCUACCUUAUCCAGAGUUUCCUCUUCAUUUCCAUCUUUUGCGACUUGCCACGCAUCCGCACACAAUGGAUGCUGCCAGACAACGCCACUGUGGCACCCAUCUUUUCGGCCGCAUUUGGCCUCAAGGUGCUUCUGAUGUUUGUUGAGUCCAUACACAAGUACAGCCACUCCACUCUGGCCAACGACAAGAUCUCGCCCGAGGAGAUACAGGGCGUCUUUGGUGAUACAUUGUUCACGUGGCUGAACCCUCUCUUUUUUGAGGGAUACAAGCGCAAUCUGACCAUGGACGACCUCUAUCCUGUUGAUAACGGACUUCGUGGCCAGACUCUAUAUGACCGUUUACAAAGCCAUUGGCUGAAAGCAAACUACAAGCGCAAGCACUGUUUGACAUAUGCGACACUCAAAACAUUUACACCAGAGCUAGCCAUGGCAUUUGUUCCCCGCAUCGGCUUGAUGGGCCUCAGUCUGUCCCAGCCGUACCUUGUCAGCGCAGCCAUCAACUACAUCGACAACGCUGAUCGGCCAAAGAGCUACGGGUACGGCCUCAUCGGUGCCUACGCUGUAACUUACAUUGGUAUUGCGUUAACCACUCGUUGGUACAUGCACAUUGCUUUCCGUACCAUGGCCAAGAUUCGGGGCGCCCUGGUAACAAUCAUCUACAAAAACAUGUUGGCCAUCCGUGCCGAGACUGGCAACUCGUCAGCGGCGCUGUCCCUUAUGAGUACUGAUGUCGAUCGCAUCACCUUCACGACUUUCAAUAUUGUCGACUUGGCCCCGAGCGUGGUACAACUCGGCAUCGCCCUAGGCAUUCUCGGAACCGAACUAGGCGGUAGCAGCGUUGCCCCCAUUAUUCUCUGUCUCAUUUGCGGAAUCAUCGCCGCACGACUGGGCAAGAUGAUCCCGCCGCGUCAGCGACGCUGGAUGGCGGCCAUUCAGAAGCGGGUCGGCAUCACGUCUGAUAUUGUCGGUUCCAUGAAGGGCGUCAAGGUCGCCGGUCUCAACGAAAAGGCCGAGCAGCAAAUCCAGGGCCUCCGCGAUUACGAGAUAGACCAGUCCACUGCUUUGCGUAAGAUCCAGGUGUGGAAUCUCCUUCUCGGUAUUGCCCCGUCGCUGCUUAUGUCGUCCGUGACGUUUGCCGUCUAUGCCAUCGUGCAAAAGGUGUCUGGCGACAGUCAGUUUGGCGUCGCCCGGGCCUUUACCGCGCUAAGCGUCUUAAAUGUGCUCAUUGCGCCGGUCAUGACCAUCACAUCGGCUUGGACGAACUUGGCCUCGGCUCUCGCCUGUCUUGAUCGCAUCCAGGCCUUUUUGAUGAAAGAGAAGCGCGAGGACUACCGCAUCCUGCUGCCACGGUCAGACUCCGGCUCCUUUACGACGCGCGAUUCAGCCAUGCUAGGUGCAGACAACGCGUCAGAGAAGUCGGCUAGCAAGGACAAGCAGCCAUUGAUCAAGGUUCGAGAGGGCACUUUUGGAUGGAAAGCCGAUGCGCCGCCAGUACUCAAAGACGUCGACAUCGACAUUAUGCCGGGCGAAUUGACACUUGUUAUCGGCCCCGUGGCUUCCGGCAAGUCGACACUCCUCAAGGCGCUCAUUGGUGAAUGCCGAAAAUUCAAAGGCGCCGUCGAGUUCACCAUUCCGGAAGAGGUAGCGUAUUGCGACCAAGACGCCUGGCUGCUCAACCGGUCGAUAAAAGAAAAUGUGCUCGCAUACGAGCCGUACAACGAAGACUUCUAUGAGCAGGUCAUCCAUGCUUGCCAGUUGGUCGAGGAUAUUGAGCAGUUCCCAAAGCGCGAUGACACCAUCAUUGGCAGUAAAGGUGUCUCUCUGAGUGGUGGUCAAAAACAGCGUGUGGCUCUUGCUCGUGCUGUUUACAACCGGAAGCCCAUUGUCAUUCUCGACGACAUCUUGAAAGGGCUUGAUGCUGACACGUAUUCGAAAUGCUUCACUGCCACGCUUGGGCCGGAAGGACUCCUGAGAAAGAACCGAACAUCCGUCGUCCUUGCCACCCACAAUAUCCAACUCCUACCCCAUGCCGACCAGAUUAUUGUCCUGGACGAAGGCGGCCGCGUCACGGAGCGGGGCAGUUUCGAUCACCUCAAUUCAAGUGACGGCUUUGUUGCUGCCCUGGGCCUCAAGAAAUCUGCUAUGGACGCCGCCGCGAUCCGCGAUGCCCUGGACGUUGAGAUAGAACUCAAAGAAAAGGAAGCCAUCAUUGAACGCAUCGCCUCGGCCAAGGCGAUGGGCCGCAAGCGGUCCGGUGCGGGCGGUCCUCCGGAUGCUGUCCCGUCCGACAACGCGUCACGUGGCAAGCGGAAUGCCGAUGCCAUGUUCUCAUAUCUCAGGUCUCUGGGUGGCACGGCGUUUGCCCUGUACGCCGUCUUUACUCUCUGCGACAUUGGCUUCCGGACAGCCCAGCCCGUGUGGCUCAAUGUUUGGACGGCCGCAAAUGAAGAGCACGCUGACAGUCGUGUCGGCUACUACGUCGGCAUCUACGUCCUCUUCGGCGUAUUGAACGUUAUAUUUAUGGCCGCUGAAUUUUGGACGUUUCUGAUUAUCAUUGUGCCGCAUUCAGCCAAAGUCCUCCACAGGAAGAUUCUCGUCGCCGCUAUGCAGUAA